Theobroma umbraticum is the source of this 2897-nucleotide messenger RNA. The record is from RefSeq and is a predicted model, not a curated record. NCBI's taxonomy places the organism in Eukaryota, Viridiplantae, Streptophyta, Magnoliopsida, Malvales, Malvaceae.
CAAGAAAAAGGAAAGAAACAACCUAACCCUAACCAAACCUAAUAGGGUUCGCGUGAGCUCGCGGUGACGUUUAAUCGGACCCUCGCUCGUCCAUAGACAACGACGCGCCGCGCACCUUGAGCAUAGAAAAUCUUUCCAUUUUUAUUUUCCAGCGUUGUUACAAUAUUUAUCCCUUCUAAAAUUAACUAAAAUUUGAAAAACACUAGAAAAUAUAUAUAUUUUAAAAUAAAAAAAACUCUAUUUUCCUCGCUUCCUCUCUCUCUCUCUCUCUCUCUCUCUCUCUCAUUUAUCCAUUCUGAGUUCGCCGACAACCGCCAUAUCUCAGCUGUUCGAACGCUCUGCAAUCUCCCCUGCUUUUCCACAGGUAGGGCCAAAGGGGAGUAACGUGGGUGGGUUGAAUGAUGGUAAUUUACGAAAAGGUAGAUUUGUAGUGACUACAAUUAUUGAAAUCAGAUGUAACGCCAAUAGGCAUAUAAGAUUAAUUAUCCACGUGUGACAAGAACAAGAGCAUAAGUGUUGUCUUUGGAAGGGUUUCAUUUAGCUCAUAUUUUCCUUGAGGUGCAGGGUCAAAGUUUAUCAAAAGAAAGUUACUAGUUUUAUAAGGCAAUAGCUACAUGACUUGGAGGGUCUAAUUGAUAACUUUAAUUUACUGGAGUAGUGUCUAAUAAGAGGUGCCAUGCUCAUCUGAGAACAGAAAUUAGUGUACUGAUUUCUCAUGAGGGAAUCAUUGUGACAUGAGUCCUUGUCCUGCUGCACUGUCAGAAUAUCUGUAUGCUUCAUGAUUGUAUGUCAUUAGGUCUUGGAUAGACAGGUAUUGCCUUGUAGAAAUGGGGGAGAAAAAGUGGCGUGGAGCAAGCGUUUCAUUGUAAAUUUAGAAGCUUUAGCAGGAACAUUUAUUGACUUAGUUGGCGUUUGUUUUUCUAAUGGAGAGUUAGACUCGUUUGCUGAACAGAACCAGUUGUUACCAUUUUAGGCUUUACGUUUUGGUGGAGUUGGUAUGUGGACGUUACUUUGGAAGUUAUUUGAAAAGUACUUCUUUUCUUUUGGAAUGUUGGGUUCUAUAAGGAAAAUUCUGUAGAAGGAAAGUGUUUUUUUGGUAAAAGAAAAUUUGAGGUUAUCCUGGUAACGCUUUAAAUUUCGACCACUAUACUAUUUCCCCUGCAAUAUCAAGUAUCUUACUUCUGCGGCUGGCUUUGAUUCCGAUGUUCGCUCUUCCAAAUAGCUGAUUGUGUAGCAGCAGGAAUACUGAUAAGUUAUUCCACUUAACCCAGAAGAUCUGUCCGUAACUCAGCUGCAUAUCUUUUCAUAUUGUUUCUGGUUGAACCGCUUCAUGUUGCAACUUUAAGUUUGAGAGUCUCUGUCGCUUAAGCAGUGCAAAGCUGUUGUUUGAUCUACUGCAGUGAAUGCAGUGAACCCUUUUGAGUACAAGAUAAGCAGAGUAUACAAUUUAUACUACGACAAGCUCUACAUAAUUAACUUUCUUGGUGUUUCAACUACUUUCAAAUGUCAGAGGUUGAUAUGGCAGUCAUUAAACCCGAGAUGAUGAAGUCUUAUAUUUGGCUUCAAACUGCUGAUGGCUCAAUCCAACAAGUGGAACAAGAGGUUGCAAUGUUUUGCCCCAUGAUCUGUCAUGAAGUGAUACAAAAGGGCAUGGGAUCCUCCAAGAAUUAUGCUAUAUCUCUUCCUCAGCGAGUCAAUCCUGCUAUGUUAAGCCUAAUUCUUGAUUAUUGCCGAUUUCAUCAAGUGCCUGGUCGCUCUAACAAGGAGCGCAAGUCUUUUGACGAAAAGUUUAUUCGAAUGGACACAAAGAGGCUCUGUGAGUUGACGUCUGCUGCUGAUAGCCUUCAGUUAAAGCCUCUAGUUGAUCUUACUAGUCGUGCCCUUGCACGAAUAAUUGAGGGGAAAACCCCUGAGGAGAUACGUGAGAUAUUUCAUUUGCCUGAUGAUCUUACUGAGGAAGAAAAAUUGGAGCCUUUGAAAAACACAACUGAUGACCCACGCAUUCGACUGUUGAAUAGAUUGUAUGCAAAAAAGAGGAAGGAACUGAAAGAGAGAGAGAAACUAAAGAAUGUUGAGGCUGAAGAAGAGCGUGUGGACGAUCGUUCAGUUGAUGACCUCUUGUCGUUUAUAAAUGGAGACAAUGGAGAUUCUAAAGGGAUUAAAACUUCAAAGAGUAAAAAGAAGAACCGAAGAAGAAAAGAUCAGCAGAAGAGCACGUCUGCCAAUGAAGCCAAUAAAAACCAUAGUGAGGAGUCAAAUGGUCUUAACUCUGUAUGCCAUAGUUCUGAAGUUGAUCAGAAAAUUCAGCCCAGUAUUGGUGCUACCUCAAACUUACAGGAUGUUGAAGAUGAUAUUUUUGCUAAUAAGAAUGAGUUUGAUGAUGGUGAUAUUGAUGAUGAGAUUGAUCCGGCAUUGAAGGAAAAAAUAGACAGGGAGGUGGAAGAUUUUGCCCGUAGAUUGAAUUCCGAUUGGCCAGAAAGAAUGCAAGAGAUUCUCUCUUUGGGUCAAGAAAGGAAAGCAGUGCAUUUUCCGCUUAAUGGCAAUGGUUCGAUCAGGAGCAGAGAUGAUUUCAAAGUGAGGAUACUUCCUUAGCUCAGCUCAGAGCCUGGACAAUUUUGAUCAGAUGCUUUUCAGGUGGUUGAAAAAGGGCACCUAGAAGGGUUGGGAUCCUCGUCAUUGUGGAUCCCUUGUAAGUUUUUAACUUCUUAUUUUUUAAUUUUUUUUUCUUUGUUGUGCUUAGUCAGGAUGCAAUUUUGAUUGAGAGGGCAACCUCUUUGUAUUUUGAUAAUAGAAAGAAAUAAGAAGGGAACUGUGUUUGUUGAGCCAGUUCUGGUCAAUUACUUUCACAAGUCCAAUAUUCGCCCUAAUGAUUCAGGUUAUUAUGGCCUUUUACGUUA